AUGACGACCAUCACGCCCGUGGGGAGCCUUGAAAUCAGCCCGGCCACCAGCCCAGGCAUUGAAGACCCCAAUGCCUCUCCCAUCGGCAGUAUCGAUAGCAAUGUGACCCCGGACACUGAGUUCUCACCGCCUGACAGCCCGUUUCGGCACCACGCUACCUUAGCUCCCGUCAAGGAGAAGCGGGAGCUGGCGAGGAAGAAACUUUCGACCUUGACCCUUGAGGAGAAGGUGGGGUCUACCAGUUUUCCAGCGAGAGGACUUUAUGCUGACGUCGAACAGGUCUCCUUGCUAACCGCCGCAGACUUUUGGAGAACCAAGUCGAUUCCGGAGAAGAACAUUCCUGCAGUGAAGACCAGUGACGGGCCCAAUGGUGCUCGUGGUGGCAUUUUCGUGGGUGGAACAAAGGCAGCCCUCUUCCCCUGCGGCAUCUCGCUGGCAGCAACGUGGAACAAGGACAUCCUCCGUCAGGUCGGUCAGCACCUUGCUGAGGAGGCGAAGGCUCGUCAGGCCAACAUACUGCUUGCACCUACUGUGUGCAUGCACAGACACCCACUUGGUGGAAGGAACUUUGAAUCUUUCUCUGAAGACCCCCUUUUGACUGGCAAGCUUGCUGCUCAGUACAUUCAAGGUCUUCAGGAGAAUGGAGUGGCUGCUACCAUCAAGCAUCUAGACUUUGUUGGCAACGAGCAGGAAACCCACCGGUUGACAAUCGACUCCAAGAUUGCCGAGAGGCCUCUUCGCGAGAUCUACCUCCGUCCCUUCGAGAUCGCGGUCCGCGAGGCCAAGCCAUGGGCUGUCAUGUCCUCAUACAAUCUGGUGAACGGUGUUCAUGCCGAUAUGAACGAGCAUCUCCUCAAAGAUAUUCUCCGUGGAGAAUGGCAAUUUGACGGAGCCGUCAUCUCGGACUGGGGCGGCACCAACUCUACGGCGGAAUCUGUCAAGCAUGGGUGUGACAUCGAGUUCCCCUACUCGACCAAAUGGCGCUUUGAAAAGGUGCUCGAGGCUAUCAAGGAUGGCAAGCUCACCGAGGCUGAUGUUGACCGAGCAGCCGAGAAUGUGCUUACCCUUGUCGAGCGCGUCAAGGGCAGCGAUAUGACUGCUGAAGCAGAGGAACGCGAGGAUGAUCGGCACGAGACAAGAGAGCUUAUCCGCGAGGCGGGCGUUCAGGGUCUUGCACUUCUCAAGAACGAGAGGUCUAUUCUGCCUAUCAACCCCAAGACGGCCAAGGUUGCUGUCAUUGGUCCUAACGCCAACAGGGCCAUCGCCGGUGGUGGUGGAAGCGCCAGUCUUAACCCUUACUACAACACCCUUCCCCUUGAUAGCAUCCGAAGGGUUGCUCAACAGCCUGUCACUUAUGCUCAGGGAUGUCACAUUCACAAGUGGCUCCCUGUGGCAUCUCCUUACUGCAGCGAUAGGACUGGGAAGCAGGGUGUGACAAUCGAGUGGUACAAGGGAGAUCAGUUCCAAGGCCAGCCUGUUGUCACCCAGAGGCGGAGCAACACUGACUUGUUCCUUUGGGAUUCGGCGCCUCUGGCUCAGGUUGGCCCGGAAUGGUCGGCUAUCGCCACGACCCAUCUCACGCCGACUACUACUGGCAAGCACACCAUCUCGUUCAUGUCUGUCGGCCCAGGCAAGCUCUUUGUCAAUGGUCGACUUGCGCUUGAUCUUUGGGACUGGACAGAGGAAGGGGAGGCCAUGUUUGAUGGGUCUAUCGACUAUCUCGUCGAGGUUCAGAUGGAGGCCGGCAGACCGGUGGAGCUUCGCGUCGAGAUGACCAACGAGCUCCGGCCUAUUGCCAAGCAGAAGCAGUUCAACAUGACGCACAAGUACGGUGGUUGCCGUAUCGGCUUCAAGGAGGAAGACCAGGUUGACUACCUCCAGGAAGCGGUCGAUGCUGCCAAGGCUGCCGAUGUCGCUGUUGUUAUCGUUGGUCUGGAUGCCGAGUGGGAGUCUGAGGGGUAUGAUCGUCAGACUAUGGACCUGCCUUCUGAUGGGAGCCAGGAUCGUCUUGUGGAGGCUAUUGUCAAGGCGAACCCGAACACGGUUGUGGUGAACCAGUCCGGGUCACCGGUGACGAUGCCUUGGGCUGAUAGGGUGCCUGCCAUUAUCCAGGCUUGGUAUCAGGGGCAGGAGGCGGGGAAUGCGCUGGCUGAUGCGCUGUUUGGGUUGAAGAAUCCUAGUGGGAAGUUGCCUUGCACCUUUCCCAAACGCCUCCAAGACACGCCCGCCUACCACAACUGGCCGGGCGAGAACCUCGAGGUCGUUUACGGCGAGGGUCUCUACAUUGGCUACCGGCACUACGACCGGACAAAGAUUGCUCCUUUGUUCCCCUUUGGUCACGGGUUGUCUUACACCACCUUUGAAUACGGGCGUCCCUCCCUCAGCUCCAAGGUCCUCACCCCCGACAACACCAUCGAGCUUACUGUCGCGGUUAGCAACAUCGGUGACGUUGCCGGGUUGGAGACGGUGCAGAUCUAUGUGAGGGAUGAGAAGAGCAGGUUGCCAAGGCCGGAGAAGGAGCUGGCGGCGUUUGAAAAGGUGGAGUUGGAGGCUGGGGAGACGAAGCAUUUGAGGAUAGGGCUGGAUAAGUAUGCGGUUGGGUAUUUCGACACGAGUUUGGGGAGGUGGAUUGCUGAGGAGGGGAGGUUUGAGGUGCUUGUGGCGGCGAGCGCGGAGGAUGUCAAGUAUGUUUUGAUCUCUCCCCCCCCUUUCAUUUUUACUGUUUUGUGUUUGACAUGGAGCUGA
This is a messenger RNA of Podospora anserina S mat+, 2745 nucleotides long. RefSeq lists its product as uncharacterized. Bases 1 to 2745 code for a protein of 914 amino acids. The transcript has 5 exons. The record is from RefSeq and is a predicted model, not a curated record. Gene Ontology annotation, biological process: glucan catabolic process. NCBI's taxonomy places the organism in Eukaryota, Fungi, Ascomycota, Sordariomycetes, Sordariales, Podosporaceae. Gene Ontology annotation, molecular function: beta-glucosidase activity.